This is a messenger RNA of Racocetra persica, 208 nucleotides long. The record is from the annotation of a GenBank genome assembly. NCBI's taxonomy places the organism in Eukaryota, Fungi, Glomeromycota, Glomeromycetes, Diversisporales, Gigasporaceae.
AUGGAUAGUCAAAGGCUUGAAGUGAAGGCUUACUUGAUAGCUGAAUAUGAACUUUUUAAACAAUUGGUAUUACCACUACUUGAUUUAACCCAAACAGAUAAUAACAAGGAAAAAAAUGUAUUAUUAGCUAUCAUAUAUACAUCUCCUGUUCAAGAUUCUGAAACUAAUAAAGAAAUUCAAAUUUAUCUCGCCCUUCCAAAAAUUUCAA